AUCCGGCUCGACCCGCUCCGAUGGUGCGUAACUUCAUCGUCUUUUUGUGACUUGCUUACGAGGUGUGCAAGCAGCAUCCUGUGCUUGAUGCCGUUGAAAUGCAUAUGACCGUGCCUCUGGACCGGUGGCCCAAAUAUGCCAUCAUGGGCACAGCAGAUUACAAGAGACGGCAGGAAUUUCUCAUGAGAGACCAUUUGAAGAAGCUUCCUGCGCCUGGAACAAUAGACACGUCUGCCAAGGAUUUGUUGCUGUCCACAACGUUCGCGCACAAGAUGGCGCAAAUACAGCACAUCAUACAGCGUCAGGGCUCGGCCGCGAAUGAUGACCCCCGUUACAUUUACCUUUAUGACGACAUGCGUUUCAAACGUGACAUCUUUUACUGGCGCAAUUUUCGUAUGAAUGACUUGCCACCCGAAAUCAUUACGCACAUCUUCCGCAUCGCUGCUUGGUCAACUAUUACCCCAGCUGAAGGCACGCACGUUCGCCUAUUGCUCACUUCGGCGUGCGCCAAAUGGCGCAGGUUGAUGAUCGAAGACUGCACCCUUUGGAGUGCUAUCUGGUUCCGAGAUCCUCCUCCGUAUGAACGGUCGCUGGAGUGGUUUAAGAGGGCAGGCGGUGCACCGUUGGACAUCCGCAUCAAUGAACAUGAUGCCGACUGGAAGUCCAAAGAUGAUGAUUGGAGGUACAAAGAGGACGAUCAUCGGUUUACUACCCAACAGAUGGAAGAGCUCAUGGACAAACUCUUCGCCAAACUCUCUCAGAUUCGCAUGCUUGUGCUUGUUGUCGACAACUGGCCCCCUGCACUCGUAGUUUUGGACAAGCUGCAGGAAGCAGCUUAUGCUGGGAAGGCCAUCAACAUGGAACGUUUAGAAAUCCAUAGGAUGGGACAACCUUUAGUAUGGCUCGGGCCAGGGCGUACACCUGCUGUGCUUUUCGGGGGCCAGACUCAGGCCUUGAAAUAUCUCUGCCUCGCCGGCGUUCACAUUGACUGGAACGCGACUCCCCUUAACAACCUGUCUACUAUUGACCUCAGGAAAAUUGCGAUGAAUGUUGCGCCAACAUUGGAUCGUUUUCGCGAGGUUCUCCUUGCUUGCCCUCGCUUGCAGAAGUUGUCUUUGGACGGCGCAGGCCCGCAACCCAGCGCUAGAAAAUCCGAUCACAUUCCAAUUGACCUUCCCCACCUGAAGGUUCUCGUUAUAGGCGGCUUCAGCAUGUUGUACUCGUGCUACAUUUUAUCUCAGUUCAAGGCACCUAACGUUCGCGACCUGACGUUGAUGAACCUGACAGGCGAAGAUUACACGACAAUGAUCAUUGCCAUAACUGGUCAGUACAGGGAGCUACGACUCCUGACGCUCUACACGGUCAACACUAGUCCCACAGAGGGGGGGACGAAGGCGAUGGUGAAGUUCCUAUACGCGAUGCCUUACCUCAGCUAUCUACGAAUCGCCUCAAUGAAGUGGCAUGUCAUAGAGGCAUUUAACGAAGACCCUCGAGAAUAUGGACUUGGGAGAGACACAAACCGUCUAGUUCUGUGUCCAAAACUUCAGACGAUAGAGUUCCAGCAAUUGUCUGGAACGAAGAUAGCGGAGUGGGCGGCUAGGAGGAGGGAGCUAGGCGCCCCGCUGAGAAGGGCUUAUGUGAAUUCUCCAUAUGUCAGCCAGGUAACUGCGGAGGAAGCGGAGAUGAUCCAACAGGUCGUGGGUCUGUUCAUCGCACCUCUGGGGUCCACUACCCCCGAGGAGAGGGCAUUGGCGACUUGCGACCGUUAUGGAGAGACGAUCUAGAGGGGAAAAUCCGUACCUAUUGGAAUGAUAUAUUCUAACGACAUGCAUAGGAAACAUCUGUAUACCAUAAUUUACCAAUUUCUGCAUUACUCACUAUCGCAAUUUAUCAUCUCAUUCAUCUCAAG
Suillus subalutaceus is the source of this 1909-nucleotide messenger RNA. RefSeq lists its product as uncharacterized. NCBI's taxonomy places the organism in Eukaryota, Fungi, Basidiomycota, Agaricomycetes, Boletales, Suillaceae. Bases 99 to 1784 code for a protein of 561 amino acids. The transcript has 2 exons. The record is from RefSeq and is a predicted model, not a curated record.